AUGUCUGCACAAAACAGAUCCGUAAAUACGAGCAAGAGUAAGAGCAAGAAGAAACUUGAUCCAACAGUUCAAUCAAAGAUAGAUACUUUAAGAGAAUUAUUUCCUGAUUGGACUAAUGAAGAUUUAGUUGAUAUUGUUCAAGAAUUUGGUGAUUUAGAGACUAUAAUUGAUAAAAUCACAUCUGGUGCUGUGACUAAAUGGGAUGAGGUAAAGAAACCUACAAAGAAAGAAAGAAAAGAACAAAAUAUUAAUUCAUUUGCAUCAUCAUCAUAUAAUAACUACGACAGUAGCAAUAUAACUUCGCAAGAUUAUGAAUCCUCUUUGCGUUCUUUACCUAAACCAGAAGAUGACUGGUCUCCUGUUAAAGGUCAUCAUACUUCUACAUCAUCUAAUGCAUUUAAUAAGAAAAGAUCAACCAAUAAUAACAACAACAAUAAUAAUUCUAAUGGUGCAACUGCAUCACAUCAUGCUAUUUCUGAUCAAAGAAAGAAAAAUAGUAAAGCCAUUACUCUUGACAAAGCUACCGCUGGUAAAACCGUUGGAAAUUUAUCUAAACCUGUUUCACAUACUACUUCAUGGGCAUCUGCUGUAGCAAGUGAAAAUUCGGCACACGGCCAACAAAUUCAUAAUACCGCUAUAAGAGAACAUCAUGAUGAAACUGUAACACAAUUAGAAGAACCACUGAACGAAGAGGAAGAGAUUGAAACCACAGAAGAACAAUCCACAACUCAAGAAGAAACUAAACCAAAGAUUGGGACAACUAAUUUACCAUCUCUAUCCUCAGGUGGUACUUCAGUUGCAUCAAGUGGUCCCAAGAAAAUGUCAUGGGCUGCAAUUGCAACUCCAAAGACUAAAACUCCUGUUAAACCCGAAGUGACAGGCGCUAAUGAACCAGCGUCAUCCUUAGAAAACUUGGAAUCAUUGAAAACAGAGAUUGAAAAGGUAGAAGAAGAAAGUUCUGGAGAAGAGUCCUCUAGUCAAGAAGAAGAAAGUUCAGAAGAAGAAGAAUCCUCUGAAGAAGAAAGUUCAAGUGAAGAAGAAUCAUCUGAAGAAGAAGAGUCAUCUAGUGAAGAAGAAGAAAGUUCUAGUGAAGAAGAAUCUUCCUCCGAAGAAGAAGAAGAGGAAGAAGAAGAAGUAAAAGAGACUAAGACUGAAGUCAAGGUUACCGAAGAAAAGACAAUCGAUCUAAAGAGCAACCCAGAAACUAUCAUCCAAGAGACUGCAGUUCAAACCACUGCAGAAAUUCCAGCAGUAGUUGCCGCUGCCACUACUGGUGAUAUUGCCACUCCAACUUCUGCCGAUGCCACUGCUCAACUACAAGCUCAAGCACAAGCUUUGGCUCAAGCCCAAGCCCAAGCCCAAGCCCAAGCUCAAGCUGCUCAACAACAACAAUAUUACAUGUACCAAAACCAAUUUGGUUACAAUUACCCAGGUAUGUUUGACAACCAAUCCUAUGGUUUCAACCAAGUUAAUAACCAAAACAUGGGAAUGAAUAAUCAAUACAGCAACAUGCAACGUGGUGGUUUCGGUAACGCUUCUGCUGCAGGUGAAACCGGUACUACUGGUGAUGCAUCAUCAUCUGCUGCCGCCAAUGCUUCAAACCCAUUAAUGAACAAUAUGAGUCAACAGCAACAACAACAGCAACAACAAAUGUAUGGCAAUUCAUUUAUGCCAUAUUACAACCAUUUCUACCAACAAUCUAUGCCAUACGGUCAACCUCAAUAUGGUGUUACCGGUCAAUAUCCAUACCAAGUUCCAAAGAACAACUACAAUUACUAUGCAGGUCAACAACAAGGCCAACCACAACAACAAGGUAAUGGUGAAGCUCCAGCUAAUACUGGUGCCACUGGUGCCGCUUCCGCUGGUCAAACCCCAGGUCAAACUCCAGGUCAAUUGCAACAAGGUGAUGCUACCCAGCAACAAAUGAACAUGCAACAAAUUCAAUUGCAACAAUAUUACCAAUUCCAACAACAACAGCAACAACAGCAACAAGCUGCCGCCGCUGCUGCCGCUGCCGCUCAACAAGGUGUUCCAUACGGUUACAAUGGCUACGAUUACGGUAGCUCUACUAAUGGUAACGCAAACCAACAACAACAACAAGGGUCCAGAGGUUUCUAUUAG
Maudiozyma saulgeensis is the source of this 2121-nucleotide messenger RNA. NCBI's taxonomy places the organism in Eukaryota, Fungi, Ascomycota, Saccharomycetes, Saccharomycetales, Saccharomycetaceae. The record is from the annotation of a GenBank genome assembly.